AAAAUCCAGUGGAAAAAGCCAAAAAACAGAAAGCACUAGAAGCAACACAUUCCUCUACUACUAUUUAAACUGCUUUCUAGCAUUCCCUCCAAAAUUGUCAAACUACCAUCAACUGCCCCAAGCAGAAGAAAAACCACACUCAUCUCAUUCAUUCAUCACUAACCCAAAACUGAAAUUCCACCACUUGUAGUUUUGCAAACAAAAAUGUCACCUGCCCUAUCUACAUCUCUUUCCCACCUCCCCAUCUGCAAAUCCCAAGACCUCCCAAAGGAAACCCCCCUCCCAAAAACCAUAAACAGAGAAAACCCAAAUCAGAAAUCACCUCUAAACAUCAAAAUUAGCAAGAGAAACCUACUGAGUUCCACUGGUUUGAGCCUUGUUUGUGGGACUCUUUCUCAGCCGGCAAGGGCUGAACCAGAGAGCCCAAUCGAACCAACUUCGACUAGACUCUCGUACUCGAGAUUCUUACAGUACUUGGAUGAGGGUGCUGUGAGAAAAGUGGACUUGUUCCAAAACGGGUCCGUGGCGAUAGUGGAAGUUUUCAAUCCCACACUUAACAAAAUCCAGAGGGUUAAAGUACAGUUACCUGGAUUGCCACAAGAACUUUUAAGGAAAAUGAAGGAGAAGAAUGUGGAUUUUGCUGCUCAUCCAAUGGAAGUCAACAUGGUGGAUGCAGUACUGGAUUUGCUGGGGAAUUUGGCUUUUCCAUUGAUAUUCCUUGGUGCUUUGCUUCUGAGGAGUUCUUCUUCAAAUACUCCUGGAGGGCCUGGCUUGCCUUUUGGACUAGGAAGGAGCAAAGCCAAAUUUCAAAUGGAACCAAACACUGGAAUAACCUUUGACGAUGUGGCUGGAGUUGAUGAAGCAAAGCAAGACUUCCAAGAGAUUGUUGAGUUCCUGAAAACUCCAGAGAAAUUUGCUGCAGUAGGGGCAAGGAUUCCAAAAGGAGUACUACUAGUAGGGCCUCCUGGUACCGGAAAGACUCUACUGGCCAAGGCCAUUGCUGGAGAAGCCGGUGUACCUUUCUUCUCACUCUCCGGUUCAGAGUUCAUUGAGAUGUUUGUGGGAGUAGGGGCAUCAAGGGUGAGGGACUUAUUCAACAAGGCCAAGGCAAAUUCGCCGUGCUUGGUUUUCAUUGAUGAGAUAGAUGCUGUUGGGAGGCAGAGAGGGACUGGUAUUGGGGGAGGGUAUGAUGAGAGGGAGCAAACACUUAACCAGCUGCUCACUGAAAUGGAUGGGUUUAGUGGAAACAGUGGAGUCAUUGUCAUUGCUGCAACUAAUAGGCCUGAAAUUCUUGAUCAAGCUUUGCUUAGGCCAGGCAGGUUUGACAGGCAGGUUAGUGUUGGACUACCUGAUGUAAGAGGAAGAGAAGAAAUAUUACAAGUACAUAGCAAAAACAAGAAGCUAGACAAGGAUGUCUCUCUAAGUGUCAUUGCCAUGAGAACACCAGGGUUCAGUGGUGCUGAUCUAGCAAACCUCAUGAAUGAGGCUGCCAUUCUUGCCGGUCGGAGAGGUAAAGAUACGAUCACGUCGAAGGAGAUUGAUGACUCGAUCGAUCGGAUUGUGGCAGGAAUGGAGGGAACCAAGAUGACAGAUGGGAAGAACAAGAUUUUAGUGGCUUAUCAUGAAAUCGGGCAUGCCAUUUGCGCGACAUUGACUCCAGGCCAUGACCCGGUCCAAAAAGUCACCCUGAUUCCUCGAGGCCAAGCCCGUGGUUUAACGUGGUUCUUGCCCGGCGAAGACCCAUCCCUCAUCUCCAAGCACCAACUGUUUGCUAGAAUAGUUGGAGGUUUGGGAGGUAGGGCAGCCGAAGAAGUAAUUUUUGGCGAACCGGAAAUUACUACCGGUGCAGCUGGGGACUUGCUACAGAUCACUCAGAUAGCCAGACAGAUGGUAACAAUGUUUGGAAUGUCUGAGAUUGGGCCAUGGGCAUUGACUGGUCCAGCAGUACAAGCCGGUGAUGUAGUACUGAGAAUGUUAGCAAGAAAUUCAAUGUCAGAAAAACUGGCCGAAGACAUCGACACAUCGGUACACAAGAUCAUUGACAACGCCUAUGAAGUUGCUAAGACCCAUAUAAGGAACAACAGGGAGGCAAUGGAUAAGCUGGUGGAACUGUUGGUAGACAAGGAAACAAUCACCGGGGAUGAAUUUAGAGCAAUCCUGUCGGAAUUUACUGAUAUACCUUCGGAAAAUGUGAACAGGAAAUCGAUCCGAGAGCUGAUUGAAGCUUAAAUCAACCUUCUAAAUGUACAGUCAUAGAGAAAUGUAAUGCCAAUGGCAACACAUAUGUAUACAGUAUAGUGACCCAGUAUAAAUGGGGUACUUUGUCUGAGGUUUAACCGCUUUAGUUUUCUUCCUUCUGCUGUGGAAAUUGAUAGCAACAUUACCUCAUACUUGACAGAAAGAUCUGAAAAACAAGUUGCAAUUUCAUGAUAAUGUCAUUAGAAACGGUUUGUGGGAAUGGAACAAGGUUUUUUUGAGCAGCUAAAAAGAAAUUUUAUUAAUCUCAGAAAAAUAUUACAGAGAUUAAAACGACCCGAGAAAUGGGGGUGGAACAAGCUAGUGUGUCAUAGACAAGUACAUACUCUACAGACUUCAAAUGGAUACACAACACCCAUAAUAAAAAAAAAGGAGAGAUGCAAGAAAGAAGUGGAACUUAAGAAGAAGAUAAAAGGAAACCUGGCACAGGAGGCCAUACUUGCUGAAAGCUAGUUGGGAAGCCUUAAGAACCCAAGAAAGCAUCAACCUUAGCGUUUGUCUUCCUUGCCAGAAACUUCAUGCAUAUAGGUGGUUGUACACCCGCCAAUGCCAGAAUCGAACUAGGCAAAGUCCAUAUCCCCUCCCCACAAAUCAACCCAGAAGCCACGGCAGGUCCAAAUGCAUCUGCCUUGGCCUUGUCUAUCUUCCCCCAGAUGAACAGGAUCAAGCUCCCAAGAC
This is a messenger RNA of Rhododendron vialii, 2934 nucleotides long. Its product is annotated as ATP-dependent zinc metalloprotease FTSH 6, chloroplastic-like. The transcript is spliced from 5 exons. Lineage: Eukaryota; Viridiplantae; Streptophyta; Magnoliopsida; Ericales; Ericaceae. Gene Ontology annotation, biological process: proteolysis. The coding region runs from base 205 to 2229 and encodes 674 amino acids. The record is from RefSeq and is a predicted model, not a curated record. Gene Ontology annotation, cellular component: chloroplast thylakoid; membrane. Gene Ontology annotation, molecular function: zinc ion binding; metalloendopeptidase activity; ATP-dependent peptidase activity.